GCCGGGGCCGUGGAUGGGGAGGGCGCGCCGCCCGGCGGUCCCGGCGCACAGGCGGCCGCGAUGAGGGUCAACGAGAAGUACUCGACGCUCCCGGCCGAGGACCGCAGCGUCCACAUCAUCAACAUCUGCGCCAUCGAGGACAUCGGCUACCUGCCGUCCGAGGGCACGCUGCUGAACUCGCUGUCCGUGGACCCUGACGCCGAGUGCAAGUAUGGCCUGUACUUCAGAGACGGCAAGCGCAAAGUGGACUACAUCCUGGUGUACCACCACAAGAGGCCCUCGGGCAGCAGGACUCUGGCCAGGAGGGUCCAGCACGCAGACGCCGCCCCGGCCGCCCGCAGCGUCAAGCAGGACCAGCCCCUGCCUGGGAAGGGGGGCCCAGUGGGAGCGGGCGAGCCCGAGCCCCCGAUGGACUACCACGAGGACGACAAGAGGUUCCGCCGGGAGGAGUACGAGGGGAACCUUCUGGAAGCCGGCCUGGAGCUGGAGCACGACGAGGACACUAAAAUUCACGGGGUUGGGUUUGUGAAAAUCCACGCGCCCUGGAACGUGCUGUGCAGAGAGGCGGAGUUUUUAAAGCUGAAGAUGCCGACAAAGAAGCUGUAUCACAUUAACGAGACCCGAGGCCUCCUGAAAAAGAUCAACUCCGUGCUCCAGAAAAUCACAGACCCCAUCCAGCCCAAGGUGGCCGAGCACAGACCCCAGACCACGAAGAGGCUCUCCUAUCCCUUCUCCCGGGAGAAGCAGCACCUAUUUGACCUGUCUGACAAGGAUUCCUUUUUCGACAGCAAAACCCGGAGCACAAUAGUCUACGAAAUUCUGAAAAGAACAACGUGUACCAAGGCGAAGUACAGCAUGGGGCAAGGAGAGGGAAGAAAGAAGGAUCCCGUCCUUUUAAGUAAAAGGCGAAAAUGUGGUAAAUACGGCAUCACAAGCCUGCUGGCCAAUGGCGUCUACUCGGCCGCCUACCCCCUGCACGAUGGAGACUACGAAGGUGAGAACGUGGAGUUCAAUGACAGAAAGCUCCUGUAUGAAGAGUGGGCGAGUUACGGGGUCUUCUAUAAGUACCAGCCCAUCGACCUGGUCAGGAAGUAUUUUGGGGAGAAGAUUGGCCUGUACUUCGCCUGGCUGGGCGUGUACACGCAGAUGCUCAUCCCCGCCUCCGUGGUCGGGAUCAUCGUCUUCCUUUACGGCUGCGCCACCGUGGAUGAGAACAUCCCCAGCAUGGAGAUGUGUGACCGGAGACACAACAUCACCAUGUGCCCGCUGUGCGACAGGACCUGCAGCUACUGGAAGAUGAGCUCGGCCUGUGCCACGGCCCGGGCCAGCCACCUCUUCGACAACCCGGCCACCGUCUUCUUCUCCGUCUUCAUGGCCCUCUGGGCCGCCACCUUCAUGGAACAUUGGAAGCGGAAACAGAUGCGGCUCAAUUACCGCUGGGACCUCACUGGCUUCGAGGAGGAGGAGGAGGCUGUCAAGGACCAUCCCAGAGCCGAAUACGAAGCCCGAGUUUUGGAGAAGUCGCUUAGGAAAGAAUCCAAAAACAAAGAGACGGACAAGGUGAAGCUGACCUGGAGGGACCGGUUCCCAGCCUACUUCACCAACUUGGUCUCCAUUGUCUUCAUGAUCGCGGUGACCUUCGCCAUCGUCCUUGGAGUCAUCAUCUACAGAAUCUCCACAGCCGCCGCCUUAGCCAUGAACUCCUCCCCGUCGGUGAGGUCCAACAUCCGGGUCACAGUCACGGCCACCGCGGUCAUCAUCAACCUGGUGGUCAUCAUCCUCCUGGAUGAGGUCUACGGCUGCAUAGCCAGGUGGCUCACUAAGAUUGAGGUUCCGAAGACAGAGAAGAGCUUCGAGGAGAGGCUGAUCUUCAAGGCUUUCCUGCUGAAGUUCGUGAAUUCCUACACCCCCAUCUUUUACGUGGCUUUCUUCAAAGGCCGGUUUGUGGGCCGCCCGGGCGACUACGUGUACAUUUUCCGUUCUUUCCGGAUGGAGGAGUGCGCCCCGGGGGGCUGCCUCAUGGAGCUGUGCAUCCAGCUCAGCAUCAUCAUGCUGGGCAAGCAGCUGAUCCAGAACAACCUGUUUGAGAUCGGCAUCCCGAAAAUGAAGAAGUUCAUCCGCUACCUGCGGCUGAGGCACCGGAGCCCCGCGGACCACGACGAGUACGUGAAGAGGAAGCAGCGAUACGAGGUGGACUACACCCUGGAGCCCUUCGCGGGCCUCACCCCCGAGUACAUGGAGAUGAUCAUCCAGUUUGGCUUUGUCACCCUGUUUGUCGCCUCCUUUCCCCUGGCCCCGCUGUUCGCGCUGCUGAAUAACAUCAUCGAGAUCCGCCUGGACGCCAAAAAGUUCGUCACCGAGCUCCGCAGGCCAGUGGCCGUCAGAGCCAAAGACAUCGGAAUCUGGUACAACAUCCUCAGAGGCGUCGGGAAGCUGGCCGUCAUUAUCAACGCCUUCGUGAUCUCCUUCACGUCUGACUUCAUCCCUCGCCUGGUGUACCUCUACAUGUACAGCGAGAACGGGACCAUGCACGGCUUCGUCAACCACACCCUCUCCUCCUUCAACGUCAGCGACUUCCAGAACGGCACGGCCCCCAACGACCCCCUGGAGCUGGGCUACGAGGUGCAGAUCUGCAGGUACAAGGAUUACCGCGAGCCCCCAUGGUCGGAACACAAGUACGACAUCUCCAAGGACUUCUGGGCCGUCCUGGCGGCACGGCUGGCGUUCGUCAUCGUCUUCCAGAACCUGGUCAUGUUCAUGAGCGAUUUCGUGGACUGGGUCAUCCCGGAUAUCCCCAAAGACAUCAGCCAGCAGAUCCACAAGGAGAAGGUGCUCAUGGUGGAGCUGUUCAUGCGGGAAGAGCAGGGCAAACAGCAGCUGCUGGACACGUGGAUGGAGAAGGACCGGAAGAAAGAUGAGCCGUGCAACAACCACAACCCCAAAGCCUGCCCGGACAGCCCCGAAUACCCUGGGGGCGCCCUGUAGCUGCCCCCAGCGCCCCCAGCGACGGGCACCCUCCCCCCGGGCGGGCGGCUUCCCGCCUCCAGCAGGCCCAGUGGCUCCUGUGUUUGCUGCACACGUGGAAGACCACAUUCUGAUAGGACAACAUUUUUCUGUCUUUCCUUCUGUGUUUUAUUUUUCCUUGUUUUUGCACAAAACCGUUACGCAGGGAAUUUUUUUAUCUUUAGCAUUCAAGGUUAAUCAAAAUGAUCGCUGGGAGGGGUGGUAACACGCAGCGCAUGCAGGCGCUUUGCAGAAGCAAUUCUCGGAGACCUUGGGUCUCCUGUGCGGUGGAAGGUGAGCAGAGGCUUCUGGAAAUCUUCUGUAAUCCUCCUGAUGCCUCAAGAGGGAUGCAGGAUGGUAUUCCAAGGCGUUGAGCGAAAGUUGGUGUGUUACUGGAGGGAGACGGAGGAACGGAUGAGAAAUAGAUGAUGUUGAUGCUGGUUCCAAAAGGCGUCACCGGCCUGUAGGUCAGAAAAGUGAGAUGACUUGUCAUCUCUUCCUUCCUUAGGUUCAGAAACCAAGACGCUCUGGUGAGAAAGAGAGGUGCCCUGGCCCCGUCCACUCAGGGGGCCUGGGAGCUUAGAAUUUACUCUUGGAGAACAAGAGGGGUGCAGGUGGCCCUGAGUAGGCAGGCGACCCGCACCUUUGGGGCCCCCACUGUCAGCCACACACCCCCAACCACCACGAGCUGACCUCAGAAUUGUUCGUCCCCCUUGUGGGACAAACCCGGUUGACAGGAAAACAGGCAGUGACAGAUUACCUCGGAGGCAUUUCUAGAGAUGGUGUAAGGGUUUCAAGAAGUCUUAAAGCAUCCCGGGGGGACACUUACAGCCUUAGGAUAUUUAUUGGGGUUUUUUGUAAAUCAAUUCUAUGGUGGAUUUGAGGGGUUUUUUCUGUAGCUCAAAGGUAGAAGGAGUUUAUUUUCUUAGUUAACCAAAUAUCAUUGAGAGGAAUUUAAAAUACUGUUACUACCAAAGAUUUUUAUUAAUAAAGGCUUCUAUUUUGGUAACACUUCUCUAUAUUUUUACUUACAGGAAUGUACUGUUGGACAAUUAUUAUUUUAAAAGCUUGUAAAGACAAGUCUCAUAGAUGAUAUGAGUCAUCUAAAUUUGCAGCAAUUCUACUAACCAAUUCUCUGAAAUUUCUCAAGCACAAGGGAAACAUAAAAAAUGUGUCACCGAAGGGAGGGAAGACGACUUCAACGUGUGUGUCUCAGACACGUGGCUGGUGUGAUGUUGACUUUCCCAUAAGCUGCCAACUGUGACUGAAGCCCAGAGGUGUCAUAGAUUUUCAUUAUUUGCUAAAAUCAUGCGAUCUGAUGCUUCUCUUUUCUCUUGUACAGUCAGUAGUUUGAAAUGGGGUUUUUGUAUAUAAAUAUUGUAUUAAAAAUUAGGUGAUGACCAAACA
Messenger RNA from Diceros bicornis minor, 4410 nucleotides. RefSeq names its product anoctamin 1 (gene ANO1). The record is from RefSeq and is a predicted model, not a curated record. Gene Ontology annotation, biological process: chloride transmembrane transport. Bases 61 to 2985 code for a protein of 974 amino acids. Lineage: Eukaryota; Metazoa; Chordata; Mammalia; Perissodactyla; Rhinocerotidae. Gene Ontology annotation, molecular function: chloride channel activity; protein dimerization activity. Gene Ontology annotation, cellular component: plasma membrane. The transcript is spliced from 26 exons.